ACGAGUGCAUGUUUCCUUUAAAAGCGAUAAUGAAAGCGGGUUGCUUUGGCAGACACACCGUGAUACAGAUGCGCUGUGUGGUGCUGUGGGAGGGAGGGAGAGAGAAUGACAGCGGUUCACUCUGUCUCUUAACCGUGUGGACGAUGAGCCCAAACAAAACCACACUUGUGAUGAAAAUGCUUUAUCUAUAAAGGAGAUUUGUCGUUACACGGAGUACCAUGCGAGCGAGGGACACCGAUGUUUAAUAGAUUUGGGGCACUCACCACAUUCCUGACAUUGUUACUAAAGGCCUUACUAAAAGAGGGACUAUGGGCUCUAACGGAGUAGAGAGGCGUAAACAGGCCACCCCUGGCCUGACCCCUGAGGGCAACGUGGUGAUGAGCUUCAGUUUUGAAAGCUACCAGCUUGAGGAAGAAGACUGUCAAGUGAAAGAUAUCUCGGAUAAAGGGGUGCUGGCCCUUUCAGAACAUGCCUUUGAGGAGCCUGUUCCAGAAGAUCGCUACCAUGGGAUCUAUUUUGCCAUGCUCCUGGCUGGAGUUGGAUUCCUGUUGCCUUACAAUAGCUUCAUUACAGAUGUGGACUACCUCCAUCAUAAAUUUGAAGGCACUCACAUUGUAUUUGACAUGGGUUUAACGUACAUCGUUGUUGCUCUUGUGGCCGUGAUCCUAAACAACGUCCUGGUGGAGAUGCUGAGCCUGCACACCAGGAUCACUGUGGGUUAUUUCUUUGCACUUGGACCUCUGCUUUUUGUCACCGUCUUUGAUGUGUGGCUGGAAAAGUUCACCACGAAGCAGUCGUACAUCAUCAAUCUGCUGUCUAUGGGCAUUGUGGCAUUUGGAUGCACAGUGCAGCAGUCCAGUUUCUAUGGAUACAUGGGGAUGCUACCCAAACACUACACACAGGGAGUGAUGACCGGAGAGAGCACGGCAGGAGUGAUCAUUUCACUCAGCCGUAUUUUCACCAAAAUACUGAUCAAAAACGAGAAGGAGAACACCAUCAUCUUCUUCGGCAUUUCCAUCACUAUGGUGCUGAUGUGCUUCGUUCUGCACUUGCUGGUGCGGAGGUCAAGAUUUGUGCGGUACUACACCGGUCUGGCACGUCGGGGUCUGUCCUAUGCCAAAGACCACUCACACCAUGGAAACCAGUAUCAGGUCCACCAUGAUGUCAUUACAGAAGAAGUAAGAUUUGGCAAUGGUGCUGUGGGUGCUUCCCCACCUGAAGAUGGCUGCACAGACUUUGCCGGCAGCAACACGUACGUGAGAUUUGAUGUGCCCAAACCAAAGAUUAAACGCAACUGGCCAGGUAUCAAAGACAUGAUUCUACAUCGCUAUGUAGUCGCCCGGGUGAUCUGGACUUACAUGCUGUCCAUUGCUGUGACUUAUUUCAUCACCCUGUGUCUUUUUCCUGGACUGGAGUCUGAAAUCAAGAAUGUCAAAUUGGGGGAAUGGCUGCCCAUCAUUAUCAUGGCCAUCUUCAACAUAUCUGACUUUGUGGGCAAAAUCGUGGCGGCCGUGCCAUACGACUGGAACGGGACACGUCUUCUCUUGUGCUCUUGUGUGCGAGUGGUCUUCAUCCCUCUGUUCAUCAUGUGCGUGUACCCCGCUCAGAAGCCCACCUUCAGCCACCCGGCCUGGCCUUGCAUCUUCUCUCUCCUCAUGGGCAUUUCUAAUGGCUACUUUGGCAGCGUUCCUAUGAUUCAUGCUGCGGGCAAAGUGGCACCUGAGCAGAGGGAACUAGCAGGGAACAUAAUGACUGUGUCCUACAUGUCUGGACUAAUGUUGGGCUCUGUGGUUGCCUAUGCUGCCUACAGCUUCACCGCUCCGGGCUCUAGAUUUCACUCUGAGACCGGCUACAACUUCACCCAGGGUUACUAGUGCCCUAAUCCAAACCAAAACAAGACAAACCAUGUCUCCUGUCAUCAAUCUCAUCAGGUGGCGCUAUUGUGCCACUUUGUGUAGCAACUCAGCAGUCUCCAUAAAUCAGUACUGUGCUGCAGGGUUCCUCUGACCCACCUGCAAUGCUGUGUGCCUCUGAAUGUAGUCAAAUGGAUAAAGAGUUAUAUGUGUUGCCUUUCCUUGUUCUCUAAAAGUGUUUUCUCGAAGCUGCCAAAUGUUAGCUGUGUGAUGAAGGCGGUAGCACUGUGAACAUAAGGGUGAAGAAGUCUGAUGUUUUUUGUUGGUUUAUGAUUCGACUUCACAUUCUGUGGUGUUGUAAAUGGUUUUGACGAGAAAAACGUUCAUUCUGAAGAGACUGAUGAACUGUAGUAAACGAGGGUCGGUUUAUGUUCAUUCAGAAUUAUGUCUAAACUGAUGCAUGUUUUCUUGAGUGCAAUAUGAAUACUGGACUUUUUGCUGAAGCUCACUGAAUGUAAACAUGGCUUAGUAAAUUGUUUUUGUAAAUUUCCAGGCUUUCCUCUUUAUUUUAUGAGUGAAUCCUGCUGGAAAAAAAACUAGAGAAAUUACUAGAGAAAAAAUAUUGGAUUGUAAUGGGAAUUGUAUUGGUUUUAAUUAUGUCCACUGGUAUGUGAAGGAUUUUGUUGGUUGGAUGUUAUCUGGUAGAUUAAUCGUUUUGGAAUAAUGGCCUAAAUACACUACUGUGCAAAAGUUUGUAACGGUUUUAAUGGAAAUGGCUCAUGAUGGUAUUUUAAUGGAAAUAAUUAGAAUUUCUGUUUUUUUUCCGGCAGGUCCCUUAUCUUCAGUAGUUCUGUAUGUUACAAAAAUUUGCAGUGGUUUAACUUUAGCAAACAUAUUUUUAUCACGAUAUUUGUAUAGUCAAUUAAACAGUAUAGGCACAAACGGAAAUCCAUCCACCAAAAACAUGCGCUUUUACUAUAAUGUAAACCAUAGGCUAUGCAAUACAUUUUCAUAAGGGUACAAAUUCAGUACUCUGCAGAACCAAAAUAAUCCAUUUUGUCAUGAUUGAAAUAUCUCUCGCGCGAUUGUCUGUUUUCACCUAUAUGGUUUUCACGCGCAUGUCGCUGGCCAAAAAUAUUUUCACCGUUCGGCCUAUAGCGUCGGCGCUUUGUGCAGAUGUCUUGGGAAAUCUAUUUUAGCGAUAUUUGUCAGCUAUUUUAAAAGCCCUUGUUUGCUACACGGUAAGAGGAACAUGUAACACUUUUACAACAGCAGAUGGCGCUGCACCACAGCGUCAAGAGACGCUUCAAACAAAAAGCAAAGCAUGUAGAGGUUAGAAAUUACGCGCUCUUGAGAUUACGAAUGAACUAAUAACCACAGUUUUUUCAACACCGUCUUUUAUUUUGGAUAGCUAGGGGCAACGUUAGGUGUGUACACUUUCGUUUACAGAUUUCUAUAUAAAACAUGAAUUAAACAGUAUGCAGUAUAAUGUGCUGUCCACAUCCUCAAAACACAUGGUGCACACUGCUGCUGACAGGAUACUGUAGAUGCUCUGUGCUGUGCUCAUAUGCUGCUUUGAGCAGUUAAAAGAUACGGGGGUGGUAAGUUGAUGAGCAAAGACUGAAAUCCAUAAUAGCACCAGGCAAUUUACAGCUACUCUAUGAAAGACAACUGAUGGUGUGGAUAGUAAAGUCCGGAUUCAAAUUGGUCUAGUAUGGAUUCAUAUAUUCCCAUAAUUCUAUGCAGAUGUAUAUUAUUAUUAAUUUGUAUAAACUAUUAAAAAAAAACAUUUAGUUAAGAUUUGCAGAGCCCUCUUGAAGCAACAUGAAGUUUUUCUGGGGCAUCAGGGUGAAAGCAGAUCCCAGUUGUUUUCAGUUCGAUGAAUUGGUUCUACUAAUUGAAAUAAAAGACAGGAUAAUGGAGUAAGAAUAUUAAGUUGAGGAGUGAGGAAUUGUAUUGGAAAUGACAUGAUUCAGAUAAGAUCUUGUUUCAUCCAUAUGGGCGUUAACUCCAACAGUUUCAACAAAUCCCAAAUCCACCACCACAGAAAGAAUAAAUAUGUAAAAAUUGAUAUGUACAAACAGUAAAGACAUUUACUAGAAAAUAUACAGCCGCCGAAAAAAUGAAGAGACCAUUUUAAAAUUAUUUUCAGUUUUUCUGAAUGUACUAUUUUGUAUGUGUUUAUGAUCAUUUUUGUUCCACUCUGUGAACUACUAACAAUAUUUCUACCAAAUUUCAAAUAAAAAUGUUGUUUCUAUGUGCAGAAAAUGAAAACAGAGAAAAUAUGCUCUGUAUUUUUUCAGACCUCAAGUAUUGCAAGUUAGUUCAUAUUCUAUAUUUUGAUGUGAUUUUUAUGACAGUUUUCACGUGUCUUGUCAUGCUGUCAGUCUUUCACAUUGCUGUUGGAUGACUUCGUCACUCCUGAGGUUUGAUUUUGUUGAAAUUCAACAGACACUGGACUGGAAUGGCCACAAUACAUCUAGAAAUGCUGAUUAAAUUCAAAUUUGAAAUACUCUCCUAAUUUUUCCCCAGCUGUACAUAUAUAUUUAUAUAAAUAUAUUUAUUUAUUGAGUCAUACAUACGUUAAGUCAAAAACUGUGCUGUGCAGUCAUAUUGUGCUCUUUUAUGAAGAUUUGAGUGUUGCCUUAAAUGGAUAGUUCACAAAUAAAAAGUCUGUCAUCAUUUAUUCUCCCACAUGUUGUUCAAAGCCUAUAUAUAACUCUUUUUCUGUGGAAUGCAAAAUAAAUU
Molecule: messenger RNA, 4601 nt
Organism: Triplophysa rosa
Lineage: Eukaryota; Metazoa; Chordata; Actinopteri; Cypriniformes; Nemacheilidae
Gene: slc29a4a
Product: solute carrier family 29 member 4a
Exons: 11
Coding region: 309-1874 (521 amino acids)
Biological process (GO): nucleoside transmembrane transport
Cellular component (GO): plasma membrane
Molecular function (GO): nucleoside transmembrane transporter activity; monoamine transmembrane transporter activity
Source: RefSeq, a predicted model, not a curated record